Molecule: messenger RNA, 1242 nt
Organism: Striga hermonthica
Lineage: Eukaryota; Viridiplantae; Streptophyta; Magnoliopsida; Lamiales; Orobanchaceae
Source: the annotation of a GenBank genome assembly
AUGUAUACAGUGUGGUCGUCAUCAUGCCGGACCAUGGACCCUCACCGGAGGCUCGGCUACAACAACAACUUUCGCUUUUGGGUAUUGCCGCGCUCCAACAGAAGACUGAGCUUUCUUCUUUCUUCUUCCGGCAGCCACGAUAAUUCGCCGCCGUCUAAGCAACCGCCACUCAAUUUGGGCUAUGAUCCUUCCGAGGAGCUGUUUGGGAUAUCUGUUGAUUUGCAGCCAAGGAAGGUUGCUUCACCUGCGUCGAAAAAAUCAUGGUUUGGCCCAAAUGGUCUGUAUAUUAGAGAAUUGCCUUGCCCGAGUUGCCGGGGAAGAGGCUAUACUCCUUGUGCAGAAUGCGGAAUCGAAAGAUCCCGUUCAGAUUGUUCACUAUGUAAUGGAAAGGGUAUUGUUACCUGCAAGCAGUGCAAUGGAGAUUGUGUUGUUUGGGAGGAGUCGAUUGAUGAACAACCGUGGGAGAAAGCUCGAUCGGUUUCUCCCCUAAAAGUUAAAGAAGAUGAUGAAGUGGACAACUUGGAUAUAAAGCUGGACAUGAAGAAAAAGAAGAAGCGUGUUUAUCGUUCCCCUACUGCAGAAAUUAAUUUGAAGAUUAGCCGAUCAUUAAAAAGCCUCAAUGCCAAAACUGGAAUAUUUAGCAAGCGGAUGAAGUUAAUUCACAAAGAUCCGGUGCUUCAUGCUCAAAGAGUGGCUGCUAUUAAGAAAACUAAGGGAACAGCUGAUGCUCGGAAGCGUGCUUCUGAGGCGAUGAAAAGCUACUUUUCUGAUCCUGAAAAUCGUCGCAAGAGAAGCAUUUCAAUGAAAGGGAUAAAAUUCUUUUGCCGAAAAUGUGGAGGUGAAGGUCACAGGAGAAAUUAUUGUCCUCAGGCCAUAGACAGACGGUCGGUCCCUCGAUGGCUAGCUGUGGCCCGUCUCGACCGUGCUCAGGGCCUGCUGGCGCGGCAGUUCAUGAGCAAGCGCAGACCCUGCUGGGAACGGUCCCAUGGCUGGACGGGCGCACGGGCGCAGGACAAGCAGGUGCACGAGGUGCACGGGCGCGGUGCAGGGCGCAUAGGCACGGGGAUCCUGGUGCAUGAGCACGCACUCGGGUGGCACGUCGGCGGCACAGACACGAACAAGGGCGCACAUGGACACUGGGCCUCGGCAACGCAGCAUAGGCGCGAGCCCGGCUUUAGGCAGGCAACUCACCGGUCGGCCGACGAUUCUUCUGGCAGCCCUAAUUCAUUAGACUCCUUGUAA